Messenger RNA from Glycine soja, 1521 nucleotides. RefSeq names its product probable fructokinase-7. Gene Ontology annotation, molecular function: fructokinase activity. NCBI's taxonomy places the organism in Eukaryota, Viridiplantae, Streptophyta, Magnoliopsida, Fabales, Fabaceae. Gene Ontology annotation, cellular component: cytosol. Gene Ontology annotation, biological process: fructose metabolic process. Bases 1 to 1290 code for a protein of 429 amino acids. The transcript has 7 exons. The record is from RefSeq and is a predicted model, not a curated record.
AUGGUCUGGUACCACACCAGAGCAUAUAACCAUUCUUUCAAACAGAACAAUACAAAUCUCCAUGCUUUUAUAAAUCAAACUCCAACCGAUUUCUCUCUUCAUUCAGUUCAUUGCGUUCCCUCUCUUCUCUUCCUCUCUUCUCUAUAUAAAGUACUAUUAACUCCCACUAAAACCCAUUCCUGUCUUUUUCUUCUUCUUCCGGCUCUGCAUUUGCAAUACUCUGUUUUCUUGGUUUCAAUUCAAUCACACACCUCCAUUGCCCUCAUGGCUCACUUUACCUCCUCAGGUAAAUCAGACGAUCUCACAAAAGAUGACUGUAAGGGACAAAGUGCACUUGUUGUUUGCUUUGGUGAAAUUUUAAUAGAUUUUGUGCCAACAGUGGGUGGAGUGUCACUAGCUGAAGCACCCGCUUUCAAGAAAGCUCCUGGUGGUGCUCCUGCCAACGUGGCUGUUGGAAUAUCUAGGCUUGGGGGGUCAUCUGCCUUUGUAGGCAAGGUUGGAGCAGAUGAAUUUGGGUAUAUGUUGGCUGAUAUUUUAAAGCAGAACGAUGUUGAGACAUCUGGCAUGAAGUUUGACCCUAAUGCAAGAACUGCGUUAGCUUUUGUUACACUUAGAGCUGAUGGUGAGCGUGAGUUCUUGUUUUUCCGAAAUCCUAGUGCUGAUAUGCUACUUCAAGAGUCCGAGCUUGAUAAAAAUCUCAUAAAGAAGGCUAAAAUUUUCCAUUAUGGUUCCAUCAGCUUGAUUGAUGAGCCAUGCAAGUCUGCUCAUCUUGCUGCUAUGAGAUUUGCUAAAGAAUCUGGUUGCAUUCUUUCGUAUGAUCCAAAUUUGAGAUUGGCACUAUGGCCAUCUGCUGAGGCUGCUCGGGAUGGCAUAAUGAGUAUAUGGGAUCAAGCCGAUGUCAUAAAGAUAAGUGAGGAUGAGAUUACAUUUUUGACUGGUGGUGAUGAUCCUUAUGAUGAUAAUGUUGUAUUAAAGAAGCUUUUUCAUCCCAAUCUCAAGCUUUUAAUAGUUACUGAAGGCUCAGAAGGUUGUAGAUAUUACACCAAGGAAUUUAAGGGCAGGGUUGCUGGUGUUAAAGUUAAACCUGUUGACACAACUGGUGCUGGUGAUGCAUUUGUUAGUGGGAUUAUCUAUAGCUUAGCUUCUGACCAAAGUCUUUUCCAGAAUGAGGAGCAUCUCCGAAAAGCUCUACAUUUUGCCAAUGUAUGUGGUGCCAUCACGGUAACAGAGAGAGGGGCAAUUCCUGCAUUACCUACAAAAGAAGCUGUUCUCCAAUUCGCUGCAACAUAACAUCAGCACUCACAGUUAGUUCUUUGGUCAUCAAAUGUAACAUUUGUUUUUAAGCUAUAGCUUGGGUCUUGCUGAGCUUCAUGUAUCUUCCUUAUCCUUGGGGCUGUAUUUUCCUUAUAUAUAAUAAUAAAUUCAAUUUGCAUUGCUCUCUCAAGCAAUGUCUUGUAGCAGUAGAUCAAAAGUACAGUGAAUAAAAUGAAAAAAAAAAAAGUUUAAUAUCUUCGUUUUUUA